Messenger RNA from Pogonomyrmex barbatus (red harvester ant), 748 nucleotides. RefSeq lists its product as uncharacterized. NCBI's taxonomy places the organism in Eukaryota, Metazoa, Arthropoda, Insecta, Hymenoptera, Formicidae. The record is from RefSeq and is a predicted model, not a curated record.
AUGUGUUUCCACUUGAUUUAUAAAAAUCCCACUUUUUGAGAAUAGACAGUUACAACGCGAGUUUUCGAAGUCAGAUUUUAUUUCCUCGGCGGCAAAGAUUAUUACGAGCGGAAUCGAGAUGGAUCGGAGUUUCAAGAAUAAUGCGGACUUCAAGAUGAACCAACAGAACUUCAAGCUGAGCGACUUCGGGAUCGACGUCAAGUCCGGUCAUGAGUCGAAGACCGCCGGUCAGAACAAUCACUGCAAGGCUCGGCGAAGCGCUCAGGUCAGCCAGCGGUAUGUUCAGGUGGAGAACGCGGCGCACGUGCGGCAGGUUUCGAUGAGUCCGGGACUCGCGAGCGGCACGAAUCUGCUGCAGGUCCCGUACAAUCAUCGUCAUCAUUCUCGCGCCGGUCCGCUGGUGACGUCCGGCGGCAGUCAGCACAGGAAUCCCAACCCGAGUCAACUUGGACAGUUGCAGAACGCCGCGGUGGCGGACCGAUUUCGGACGUCCAGCCCGUGCAACCUGUCCGGAACCGGUUCGAUUGUGCAGCUCAAUUCGUCGCCCAGUUAUUGGAAACAGUACGGCGGGCAGGAGAGCGGGGUAAAUAUUACGAGAGGAUUCGAAAAGGAGCGUACGCGCCGUGAUGGAGCGAGAACACCGUGGGAAUGCGAGAAGCGCUCUCGUGCGCCUUUGAACAGAGCCAGGAACAAUGCGAACGUCGCACCGAGAGAUUUUGCCGUCCGAUUAUCUUGCUCGGUUUAUUAG